This is a messenger RNA of Ascoidea rubescens DSM 1968, 1735 nucleotides long. RefSeq names its product Cmr1p (gene CMR1). Gene Ontology annotation, biological process: regulation of DNA damage checkpoint. The record is from RefSeq and is a predicted model, not a curated record. Gene Ontology annotation, molecular function: protein binding; DNA binding. Gene Ontology annotation, cellular component: nucleus. Bases 29 to 1675 code for a protein of 548 amino acids. The transcript has a single exon. Lineage: Eukaryota; Fungi; Ascomycota; Saccharomycetes; Ascoideales; Ascoideaceae.
CUGCAUUGUAUUUAGUGUGCUUUUUAAAAUGGUUUUAUCUAAUCUUGAAAAAAUCAGGCAACAAAAUAUCAUCAAAAACCAAUUAAUAUUAAAAAAAUUAAACCUUGAUAAAGUUUCAAAAAAUAUCUAUAAUCAUCUAAAAACAAAUCAAGAUCAAAAAAAAAAUACUUCAUCAAAAAAUAUUAUAAAUAAUAGAGUAACCAAACAACCAAUAAGAAAAUCAAAGCGUUUGAGAGGUAUUAAAAUCGACCCUGUUUAUUUAAAUUCUGAUAAUACAAUAUCUGUUGGCUCAAAUGAUUUUCAAAAUAAAAAUUCCAAUACUAAUAACCUAGAUGAUUAUAAAAAAAAAUUAAAAGAAUUAGAAAAACAAAAGCUAGCUGGAGAUGUUAAAUUAGUUGAUGUUUUAAAAAAAUACCAAAACAAGACUGCAAAAAAUACCAAUAAAAAUACCAAUAAAAAUGACAAUAAAAAUUUAAUACAAGAUGAAAUAGAAUUGGUAAAUAUCUUUAACGAAAUAGGAAAAUCACUAUCUACUGGUGAUUUCUAUGACAUUACUUCAGAUUUUAAAUUAUCUUCUAAUAAUACAAAUGUUAAAGAAUUAAGAAGUUUUUUCAAUAAUUUAAACAUUUAUCCCCAUGCUUUACCCAAUGAUAUUAAUUUAACUACGACUAGAAUCACUUAUAUUAAUUUCCAUCCUACUGUGGAUAAAAAAUUAAUAUUUGCAGGUGAUACUGAAGGUGACUUGGGAAUUUGGAAUGUUAAUGAUCAUUUAAAUGAUGAUCUGAAUUUGCAAAUUAACAAUUUAAAGAUUCACACAAAACAUAUAAUAAAACUUGAAAUUCAACCUCAAAAUAAUCAAAACUUAAUAACAUCAAGCUAUGAUGGUUCAAUUCGGUUAACUAAUUUUGAAAAAUCAAUUAGUUCUAACUUAUUAGAUUUAACCGAUUCAACUGGAAUUUCUGAUUUUAAUUUUAUAAGUUUAAUGGAUCCAAAUUUAAUUUAUUUUACAACUUUAUUAGGUCAAUUUGGUUUAUUAGAUUUACGAAUCAAAAAUAAAAAUAUUCAAAACUAUAAUGAUUUAUUUAGAAUACAUGAUAAAAAAAUUGGUUCCUUUUCUAUUUCACCACAAAACGAGUUUCAGAUUUCAACAGCUUCAUUGGAUAGAUCAAUGAAAAUUUGGGAUAUUAGAAAAAUUAAUAAACAAAAUCAGUUUACAGAAAAAUUUUUAAAUGAAAAAUCUUUUGAUUGUUAUGGCUAUUAUAAUUCUAAAUUAAGCAUAAGUUCAUCUGAUUGGAAUUCUUCUGGUGAUAUUGUUUGUAAUGGUUACGAUAAUACCAUUCGAAUAUUCAAUAAUGUGAACAGAAAAUUAAAUUUUGAUCAAAAUUUAAUUGAAUUCAAACCUGAUCGUACAAUUCAACAUAAUUGUAAAACAGGAAAAUGGGUCAGUAUUUUGAAAUCAAAAUGGCAAAAAUUGCCUAAAGAUAAUAUUGAAAAAUUUUUAAUUGGUAAUAUGAAAAAAUAUAUUGAUGUUUAUACCUCUGAUGGUAUUCAAAUUGGUCAUUUAGGUGGGCCAGAAGAUAAUGUAAAAUCUAUACCAGCAGUUGUUCAAUUUCACCCUUUGGAGAAUUGGAUUGUUGGUGGCUCAGCAUAUGGAAAAUGUGUUUUAUAUUUUUAAAAAAAGCUAUGUCUUUUGUUCUUUUUGAUAUCAUGAUAUUUUGUAUUAAAAACAUUUUAC